This is a messenger RNA of Eurypyga helias (sunbittern), 1914 nucleotides long. RefSeq names its product ATP-binding cassette, sub-family B (MDR/TAP), member 7 (gene ABCB7). Gene Ontology annotation, molecular function: ABC-type transporter activity; ATP hydrolysis activity; ATP binding. The record is from RefSeq and is a predicted model, not a curated record. Lineage: Eukaryota; Metazoa; Chordata; Aves; Eurypygiformes; Eurypygidae. Gene Ontology annotation, cellular component: mitochondrial inner membrane. The transcript is spliced from 15 exons. Gene Ontology annotation, biological process: transmembrane transport; intracellular iron ion homeostasis. The annotation marks the transcript as partial.
AUGUGGGGAACGGAAAUUGGAAUUGGAAAUCUGUCAGCGAUUCCACCAAUCUGCAAGCAAAGAUCAUGGCACAGUCCGGGGGGAGAUUAUUCAAGGCCGCUCUUAGGGGCCUCAGAGAUCCUCCCGAGGUGGCGACUGAUAGAAAAGAGAACGUGUUGGCAUGGUCAUGCAGGUGGCGGGCUUCACACAGAUCCGAAGGAAGGGCUGAAAGAGAUAGAUGCCAAAAAGAUUAUCAGAGCAAUGUUGUCUUACGUGUGGCCCAAAGACAGACCAGACCUGCGAGCCAGAGUAGCCAUAUCUCUGGGCUUUUUAGCGAGUGCGAAGGCCAUGAAUAUAUUGGUUCCCUUCAUGUUUAAAUAUGCAGUAGACAACCUCAACCAGGUAUCUGGAAACAUACUCAACCUCGGCGAUGCGCCGAAUACAGUGGCAACUGUGGCGACUGCUGUUCUCGUUGGCUAUGGUAUCUCAAGAGCUGGGGCAGCGUUAUUUAACGAAGCUAGAAAUGCAGUAUUUGGGAAAGUAGCUCAAAAUUCAAUUAGAAGGAUAGCAAAGAACGUUUUCCUGCAUCUUCACAACUUGGAUUUGGCGUUCCACCUAAGUAGGCAAACGGGAGCUCUGUCUAAAACCAUCGACAGAGGAACGAGGGGCAUCAGUUUUGUUCUUAGCGCUUUAGUGUUCAAUCUGGGACCUACCAUGUUUGAAGUGGCACUGGUCAGUGGAAUUCUGUAUUACAAAUGCGGUGCAGAGUUCGCUUUAGUUACUCUGGGGACGCUGGGAGCCUAUGCAGCAUUCACAAUAGGAAUUACACAGUGGAGGACUAAGUUUCGAAUAGAAAUGAACAAAGCAGAUAACGAUGCGGGUAAUGCGGCAAUUGACUCACUGCUGAAUUAUGAGACUGUGAAGUAUUUCAAUAAUGAAAAAUAUGAAGCCCAGCGGUAUGAUGAAUUCUUGAAGAUCUAUGAAAAUGCCUCCCUGAAGACUACCUCUACUUUAGCUCUCCUGAACUUCGGACAGAGUGCGAUCUUCAGCGUUGGCUUAACGGCUAUCAUGGUGCUUGCUAGUCAGGGCAUUGUUGCAGGCAGCCUUUCUGUUGGAGAUCUAGUAAUGGUGAAUGGAUUGCUGUUCCAGCUUUCUCUUCCCCUAAACUUCCUGGGAACAGUAUACAGAGAGACAAGACAAGCACUUAUAGAUAUGAAUACCUUGUUUACACUUCUCAGUGUAGAUACCAAAAUUAAAGACAAAGAGCUGGCUCCACCCCUGCAGAUCACACCACAGACUGCUGCCAUCAUCUUUGAUAAUGUGCAUUUUGAAUACCUUGAGGGGCAGAAAGUCCUUGCUGGAGUGUCUUUUGAAGUCCCUGCAGGAAAGAAAGUGGCCAUUGUAGGAGGUAGUGGGUCAGGGAAAAGCACAAUUGUGAGAUUAUUAUUUCGUUUCUACGAACCUCAGAAAGGAAAUAUUUAUAUUGCUGGACAGAACAUACAAGAUGUCAGCUUGGAAAGCCUGAGAAAGGCAAUAGGAGUUGUACCUCAGGAUGCUGUGCUCUUCCAUAAUACUAUCUAUUACAACCUGCUCUACGGCAAUAUCGGUGCGACGCCAGAAGAGGUGCACGCAGUAGCCAAGUUGGCAGGGAUCCACGAUGCUAUUCUUCGAAUGCCAAAAGGUUACAACACUCAGGUUGGUGAGCGAGGACUCAAGCUCUCAGGAGGAGAAAAGCAGAGAGUUGCAAUUGCUAGAGCAAUGUUAAAGGAGCCACUUAUUUUUCUCUAUGAUGAAGCCACAUCAUCUUUAGAUUCAAUUACAGAAGAGAAUAUUCUCAGUGCCAUGAGGGACAUCGUGAAACACCGAACGUCGGUUUUCAUUGCGCACAGGUUGUCAACAGUAGUUGAUGCCGAUGAAAUCAUUGUGCUGGAUCAG